Beta vulgaris subsp. vulgaris (sugar beet) is the source of this 2105-nucleotide messenger RNA. Its product is annotated as transcription factor bHLH87. The transcript has 3 exons. The record is from RefSeq and is a predicted model, not a curated record. Gene Ontology annotation, molecular function: DNA-binding transcription factor activity; protein dimerization activity. Gene Ontology annotation, biological process: regulation of DNA-templated transcription. Bases 518 to 1684 code for a protein of 388 amino acids. NCBI's taxonomy places the organism in Eukaryota, Viridiplantae, Streptophyta, Magnoliopsida, Caryophyllales, Amaranthaceae.
UCAAAUCAUCACAAAUCACAAAGAUUCAAAUAGUUGGUUCUCAUAUAUUGUGCUCCCCAUCUGCAAAAAAAGAAUUUUUUAGUCUCCCUCGAACUAUCCCACCAACCUGACCCCAAAACCCCCCCUUAUCUUUUCCUAUCAACACCCCCACUUUCUCUCUCUCUCAUAAUUCUACUACUAUUGUUGGCCUGGCCUUCUCUAUAUAAAUAUCACCUCCUCACCUCUCUAGCUUAGCUUCCUUCAUAAUUAGAAAACUUUGACGAUCCAAAAUUAAAUAAAUAUCAUACAAAGUCUAUGUUCUUGCCGCCCAACAACUUGUAGCUCAAACUAAGAUAUCAUAUCAUUCAGAAAAAAAGAAAUAAUUGAAAAGUGGAUUUGUUAAUGCCGUUAGUCACCUUUCUCCUGUACAUACCUAUUCUUGAUAAGAAAGAAGAAGAAGCUGAGCUCUUUAUUCAUCCAAAUCAUUAAAGUUGUUAACUUUAUAUCUAUAAAUCUAAUAUUUUGUUAGUAUAAUUCCAUGGAUGGUUGUUCAAGUAUGGCUCAAUGGAGCAACAUAUAUCAUCAUCAAGGUCUCGAGACGUCGAGAUCGAUAUCUUUAAUGUUAGAUCCAAUUCAUGAAGACGACAAUGGUGGAGGGCUAACAGGAAUUAUCCCAUGGGAUAAUGGAGGUGCACAAAGAGAUGAGCUAUGUUGUUCCUCUAUUCCUAUCAUGAGUCCUUUAUUAUCAGGACUAAUUCCUAACAACAUUGUUCAUUCUCAACCUUUUGAUGCAUCAACUAAAGUAACUUCAUCAGCUAAUUCUUUGGAUCAACAAUCACUUGAGUGUUUAUUAUCAGGUACUAAUAGUAACACUGAUACAUCAGUUGAAGAUAAUGAUGAUGGUAUUUCCAUGAUUUUUUCCGAGUGUCAAAACUUGUUGAACUUCUCUUCUAAUCCUCCUACCACCACCACCACCACCACCAACAACAACAACAAUAAUAAUAUUCCUAAAAAACGGUGUAAUAAUGUCGAAACCAUUAUUCAAAGUGAUCAUCAAGAGCACCCUCCAUUCAGUAUUACCCAAGAAAGUUGGAGGCGCAACAAAAGGAAGAGAAACGACACAAACAACAACAACAUGAAUGCUGAGAAGUUUGGAGGAGGUGGCCUGCUCACGAGCUCUUCGAAUAUAAGCUUCCAACAAAGAAGCUCAUCGGGUUCCUCGAUCGAGGAACCCGAUGCAGAAGCUAUACAACAAAUGAAGGAGAUGAUAUAUAGGGCAGCCGCGUUUAGGCCGGUGAAUUUUGGGGUGGAGAUGAUAGAUAGGCCAAAGAGGAAGAAUGUAAAGAUAUCAAAUGAUCCACAAACAGUUGCGGCGAGGCAGAGGAGAGAAAGGAUUAGUGAAAGGCUAAGAGUGUUGCAGAAGCUUGUGCCUGGUGGGAGUAAAAUGGAUACUGCUUCAAUGCUUGAUGAAGCUGCUAAUUAUCUUAAGUUUCUUAGGAACCAAGUUAAAGCCUUAGAAACUUUAGGUAAUAAGGUUGAUCAUUAUCAUUAUUCUCCUAAUACUUCUACUAAUCAUCUUUUUCAUCCUAUUAAUCUUCAAUUUACACCCAUGCCAUUUUCCAUGCAACCCACAAAUUCUACUACUCAAUUAUUUUCAUUGCAAAACCCUAACCAUAACCAUCUUCAUGUACUACCCAAAAGUUGAUCAACUUUUGUGUGUUUUUUUUUUAACUGUUUCAAACUUAAGAAGAAAACGAACAAGUGAAAUGACCAUUUUAACCCUACAUCCCCAUAAUCAUGAUUAUCAUCAUCAUUGAUAUCAUAGUCUUCAUCAUUACCCUUCUGUUACUCUCAGUGAAAGUCAUCAUGAGGAGAGAAGAUCAACAUCAAUGAGAAUUAAACAGGUGAACAUUUUUGUAAUUUUACCAACCAGUUAUAUGUAAAAGUGGGAUGUUAUUUAUUACUAUUAUUAGUCAAUUUUUAAGCUAAAGUAACCUUUUUUUUGUGAAAAGACUAAGUAAUUAUAGCACAUAUGAUUAAGAUAAAAAAAAAGGGUCAGAACUCAAAAAGGUUAUUAUCCCUUUAUGUAAUCUUUUUACAAUUAUAUGAGCAUUUUUUCCAGUGUA